Molecule: messenger RNA, 1779 nt
Organism: Pezoporus occidentalis (night parrot)
Lineage: Eukaryota; Metazoa; Chordata; Aves; Psittaciformes; Psittacidae
Product: heme-binding protein 2-like
Exons: 5
Coding region: 165-983 (272 amino acids)
Molecular function (GO): heme binding
Source: RefSeq, a predicted model, not a curated record
AUCCCUCCCUCGGCGGGGGCCGCCCCGGCGCGUGUCAGUGCUCCCCGCCCGCCCGCAAAUCCCGGGGCAGGGAGAACCCUUCAUAAGGCGGCACGGCGGCGGCAGCGCGUCCAGGCCAGCCCGGACCAGCCCAGCUCGCUCCGCUCCCCUCCUGGCCCGGCGCGAUGGAGACGGGAGGGUGCCGCAUGGGCACCGCGGAGCCGGGCGCCCCAGCGAUGAUCACGCUGGAGGACCUGGACGGGAUGGCGGAGGAGAGCGCCGACUCGGCGUACCACAGCAACGGCAGCAGCCCGGACGAGGAGGCGGCAGAGCGCAUGGAGGACGAGGAGCAGGAGCGGCUGCUGAGCUACUGGCAGAGCGUGGGCAGGGGGCACCAGGUGGACGUGCCCCGCGAAAUGGCAGAGCCAAUUCAGCAGCUGACUAGAAAUAACAAUCCCCAGGAGAGACAGACUAUCCCAUUUACUCUGAUCCAGCGCAAAGAAAAGCUUGGAGAUCUGCUUUAUGAAAAACGUCAGUAUGGAAAAGCCAAAUGGGCUUGUAUAAAAAUGAAAGAGAAACAGUAUGAACAGAGCAUAUGCCUUGGAUUCAUGAAGCUGAUGAGAUACAUUUGUGAGCAGAACUCUUCAGGACUGUACUUGGGGAUAACAAUACCCAUUGUGACCAUAGUUCAUACAAACGAAUCUCAAUCUGAGAUGAGACAGUCAGUGACAGUAGCAUACUACCUGCCCGAACUGCUGCAGGAUGAGCCACCUCAUCCUUUUGACUCUGACAUAAUCAUUGAAGAAUGGCCUUCUACUAUCGUUUAUAGUAGGAGCUUCAGAGGAAUCACCAAUGAAGACUCUAUAAUGAGAGAAAUAAACCUGUUGGCGGAAAUUCUGGAGAGCCCCGAGUUAUGCUUGCAAGAUACAUUCAUCAUUGCAGGAUACACAAAUCCAGCUGCUGCCAAUCGGCACAAUGAGAUAUGGUUCCUUCAGAGACCAUAGCCUCCCAUUCCUAAUGCUUGUCAGUCACAAGAUUCAACUCCGAUUUACUGGCAGAAUCUUACAGGUGAAUUACAGGAGACUAAAUAUCAAACCCUCAAAGAUUUUACAAUGUGUUUUUUAGCCAGGUUAGCAAGGUAAUCACUCCAACCUGAUAAUUCAACAGAGGUAAACACCCAAAACACACACACUUUCCCAUGUCUGCUUUUACAGUUUUUACACUAUUUUUAUGGAGAUCCGUAGCACUUUAGAAGCUAGUUCACCUUAUUGUUUUUUGGUUUUUUUUUUUUUACAAGAUAAGGGAGGCAGAGACCUCUCUCCUUAUCAAUUUCUAGUAUCCCUAGACUGCCUGGGGCUUGGGACAGCCCUCGGGAGCCCUUGGCCUGCUGUGGGCACCUGGUACUGCAUCAGCUGCACAGAGACCCUGCUGGGGCUGCUCAUGGGACACAUGAAAGCCAAGUCGUAUGUGUAGGCUCUGCUUUGGAAAAAGAGCAUUCAGGUCUUCAUUUCAGAAGAGAACUACCAGGUUUAGACCACUGGGAUUAAACCAAGGACUAAGAGUAGGCCAGUACUGACUGCUCUGAAUGUCUUCAUCUGUGAAGCAGAUAUUCUUAAUGCUUACCUCAAAAAGCAUUCAACCAAAGUACUUUUAAUCUUGAGAUGAGACUGAGGUAGCAGAAUAGCCCUAAUGCUCAUUAAAGAUUUGAUAGCAAAGGUUACAGGCUACCUUAAUCACACACUCAGAGUAAUCUCACUACUGUAUCUGGCAUUCUUAAAUAGAAAGUGGCUAUUCCUAUCA